Molecule: messenger RNA, 1258 nt
Organism: Cydia pomonella (codling moth)
Lineage: Eukaryota; Metazoa; Arthropoda; Insecta; Lepidoptera; Tortricidae
Product: G kinase-anchoring protein 1-like
Exons: 7
Coding region: 187-1173 (328 amino acids)
Biological process (GO): signal transduction
Cellular component (GO): Golgi apparatus
Source: RefSeq, a predicted model, not a curated record
AUAUGGGCAUAUGGUAACACUGAAACAACAGAAACAAGUAUUCCUUGCGUCUACAAAUUACGGUUUGCCGACUUUGCCGUCAUUGUUUUUCCACUUUAAAGAUUAAAUUCUACCCGUACAUAACAAGAAAAAUUAACAAUAGUUUAAAGCUAUCCGUAUCAAUCUGUUAAGAAUAUAAAUUGAAAAAUGGCCGGUCUUGUUGUUCAAUCGCGCUUUGCGGGGCUUCUGGUGGAAGGCGAAGAUUAUUGCUCGGAUGAGCAGAAGAAGAAAAUCAAGAAUAACGCCGCUAAAAAAGCCGAGCCUCCAAAAAAAGCAAAACCAGUACCAGUUAAGACUCAGGUUCCUAAGAAAAAGAAGCCAAAGCAGGCUGCUCAGACGUCCAACCAAUGGGAACAGUGGAAGCAGAAGGAUGAACAACUUGUGGAUGGUAAUUUUGAAGAGGAACUGCAGCAGGCUAUUCUACUCUCAAAAUUAGACUAUGAAGAAAAAAAAGAUGUUUACCAACAGAUAAAGAAAGAAGCAGAAAAUACGAAGAAGAAAGAAGAAGCUGCCCGCACAUCCAUAAAGAAGCAAAAAAAGAAGAAUGUAAUGAGCCUUGACCAGUUUAAUGAUAUGGUUACUGCUGGUGACGAACCUAAAACAAGCCAAGAAGAAGAAACACCCACAGAACCCAAAAGUGAAAAGCCUAAAGACGACACAGAGUUCUUCGAAAGAGUAAAAUCAGAGACAAAGAGUGAAUUACUAAAAGACAAAAUAAUAGACAGGGUAAAGUCACAAACUCGUCAUCAAACCCCAGAUAUAACUAAAGCACAGUUUGUUGAUGCGCUGGAAAAGAAAGAUAAAGAGAUACAUGCACUUAAAGAGGAGGUCACAAAUUUGAAAAAAGAAUUAUUAACAGUAAAGUCUAGAAAUAAGAAGUUAUGCAGUAUAUUAGGACAGGGAGAAAUGAAGGACAAAGCGGAGGUGCUGGUGGAGGUGGAGAGGCUGCGCGCCGUGCAGGCCGAGCUGACGGGCGAGCUGGGCGCGCUGCACGGCGCGCUGGAGCGCGAGCGCUCGCGCCACGGCGACCCGCGCGCUAAAGACAAGAAAAAUGGCACAAAGAAGAAAAACAUACGUUUUGACGUUUCCUCCGAAGCCUUAAUAUCAAAGGAAUCAAGUUCAGGGACUGCCUGAGAAGAGAUUAAUUAAUUUAUAAAAGAUAUAAAGAAACUAAAGUGAUAGUAAAAGAUAUAGAAAUAAAUGCCUAAUUUACAGUAAA